AUGCUAGACUCGGCAUCUUUUCCGAUUUCGUCGGCACGGAGUGCGGCCUGGGUCGUCCAGGGUUGCGGUACGGACAAGGAGGAUGUUAUUGCUGGUUUUUCUCAGUCUUCCCGUGGCUAUCGCAAACUUGACUGCCAGUCUGGGUUAGGUGCCUAUCCGACCUUGACUUGCCACCAAGGAGCUACAACGCAGGCUACUAAAUUCGUUAAAGAGAAGAUUAAAAUGAUUAGGUACAUGCAAUUCUUGAGCCAGCACAACCAAUCCAACGGCAUCCCUGCCUACGCCAACGUGCUGGGGAUGCAAAGGUCAGCGACAUGUAUGCAUAACCAAUAA
Molecule: messenger RNA, 333 nt
Organism: Fusarium odoratissimum NRRL 54006
Lineage: Eukaryota; Fungi; Ascomycota; Sordariomycetes; Hypocreales; Nectriaceae
Exons: 2
Coding region: 1-333 (110 amino acids)
Source: RefSeq, a predicted model, not a curated record